GAUUUUGUAGCGUGCAGCAACGUCACGUGACCCAACAGCGUUACUUUACGGAAGUGAAGUGACUUCUGUAGCGUCGUGUUGUAUGUCUACUAAGGUUUUUUAAGCUCUUACUUUGACUCGCGUUUUGGAGUACUAUUUUAAAUUCGUCUUUGUGUCUGGGCAAAGGAAUUAUGUGGAGUGUCGGCUGCUCUGAUAGACAGUAGGCAUGAAGUGCCUUCUGGUUGCUACAGAAAGUGCUGAGGUCCUUUUCUACUGGACUGAUCAAGCGUUUGAGCAGAACAUUAAGAAGCAAUAUGGAACUUCUCAUGAUGACAGCAGACGUCCUCCAGCCUUUGCAGAUAGUAUCAACACACUGUUUGCCCCAAUCAUCAUCUCGUGUAGUACUAUGUUUGAUCGUCUGGGGGACGGCUACACCUCUUUUAGCACAGAAAAUGGUCACAUCUAUGCACUCCAUCAGUUUGAAGAAUGUUUGUAUAUUGCUGUGAAUGGGGACGGUGAGGAGACUGAUGAAGAUCUAAAAAGAAAGAUUUUUGUACUGAAGAAAUUUACAGAGAUCCUGUUUGGCAUGGUGACCCUCAGCAGCUCCCUCUACAAAAAAGAAUUGCGGCCACCAGACACAGAGCAGAGAAACCGUGUAUGGAAAAAGCUGCAAAGGCUCCUUGAAACAUACAGCCGCUUACGAGAACAGGACCAAAGUUUUCUAGUUGAGGCGGUUGAGAGGCUAAUCCACCCCACACUGUGUGAGCAGUGCAUUGAGUUUUUGGAGCGGCGACUGGUGCAGCAAAUAAACAGCAGUGCAGAGAGAGCAGGAGAGGAGGUGCUGCAUGCCUUCAUACUUGUGCACACCAAGUUGUUAGCUUUCUAUUCAAGUCGUAAUGCCAGCACUCUUAGUUCUUCUGACCUGCUAGCACUGAUCACUAUUGUGCAAGAUCUUUAUCCCAGCAACACUGAGCUUGACGAAACUCUGUCUGAGGAGGUGGACAGCACAUCAGCACCUGAAAUUUUCUAUACUCCAGAGCCUUCUCCCAUUGAGCGAGACUCAGGUCACCUGAGUAAUGACGGUGCUCCUGUCUUCCAGUUUGUGGAUCCUGAUAUUCAGAUGGCUGAAGACAGUCUACAGACUCUUCAGCUCCCAUUGCCAGACCCCAUGACUCCAACCAGAGUAUUCCUGGAAGCAACAUAUAAAGAGGGAUUCUUUCCCAUGAUGCCCCACUCCAUGUAUUGUUUACCUUUGUGGCCUGGAAUUACACUAGUGCUGCUGACCAAGAUUCCUAACAGCCAGGUGGCCAUGUCUGUUUACGUGUUACUGGAGGCUUUUGCUAAGCUCGAAAAGAGGCUGGGUGAAGGUUUAGAAGGGACAGCGGCCUUGCGUGGUCAACCCCCAAUCCAGGAACUCCGUAACAGGGUGGACAAGUUCAUCAGAAUGCUGACCAGCAUGGACAUCCUGACUACACAACUUCAAAACACCUGGGCAGAGUUCAAGAACAAGGCUUUCACCCGGGCUGGACACGGCAUCACAAAAGCGUUGUUACCUACAUGUCGUAACAUUAGGACUCAGCUGUGUGGUGUGUACCAGCAGUGUUUUGCAGCCGUGUGUAUGGGUGCUAAUCAGCGUCUGGCCACUACACUUCAAGCACGGGCCCUGAACAUGAUGCAAGAAAAACUGAUGGACUGGAAGGACUUUCUUUUGGUGAAGAGUAAGAGAAAUAUAACCAUGGUGUCUUACCUGGAGGAAUUCCCGGGUCUAGUGCAUUUCAUUUACGUGGAUCGCACUGCAGGACAAAUGAUUGCGCCAUCGCUCAGUGUGACUGAUGGCUCUGCUUCAGAGCUGGGAAAAGGCCCCAUAGCACACUUUAUUAAAAACAAGCUUUGGAGUCUUGUUGCAACAACAAGGCAUUGUUUGCAGAAAGGCUAUACCACUGUGACUCUACGAGAUGGAGACUUCUACUUCUGCUACUUCUUGUGGUUUGAGAAUGAAACGGGUUACAAGCUAGAGGUGGUAGAUAUUCCUAACCUACCUGAUGACUCCGCUCCCAUAGGAAUGCUUGCUUGGGAUUAUUACAGGAAGCUGCUGCGCUUCUACAGUAAGAGUCACCAGAAUGAGCUGGUGAAGUGCUAUGAGCUGCUAACCAUGCACCUCGGUGUUGUCCCCACGGAGUACAUCCUUCAGCACUGCAGCCAGCUGGCCCGCAAGUUGUGGGAGCCAUCGCGCAUUCCGCUCUUAUGAACACCUCAGAGUGCUUCCUGUGUGCUGCAUAUGAGAGCUAAUUGAGGCCAUCUUUAUUCCACAGCUGAAAUGCUCUGCAAUGAGUCACUGCACAUACACACAUGCAAAGAUCUCAUUCUGCUGUGUCCAUCCCCGAUUGAGGAUUCUUGUUCCUGCCCAGCUCAGACAAUAAUGACAGAUUUAUCAGGAAAAAUGUGUUUUGAUGUUGAUUGGUCAAGAUAAAGACUCUUUCCAGCUGUUGCACUGAUGCUUUCUAAACACAAACUGUAGAAUCAUUUGCUCAUUCUGCUAAUGUUGGGACAAUAGUUAACCCACUGCAUUUUUCACCAUUUCUGUCUUUUAGGAUAAUAUUGUGUAAAUAAACACUCAAUGUUUAA
Tachysurus fulvidraco (yellow catfish) is the source of this 2604-nucleotide messenger RNA. It is a transcript of the gene hps1, whose product is annotated as HPS1 biogenesis of lysosomal organelles complex 3 subunit 1. Gene Ontology annotation, biological process: vesicle-mediated transport; melanosome assembly. The record is from RefSeq and is a predicted model, not a curated record. The transcript has 18 exons. Bases 206 to 2227 code for a protein of 673 amino acids. NCBI's taxonomy places the organism in Eukaryota, Metazoa, Chordata, Actinopteri, Siluriformes, Bagridae. Gene Ontology annotation, cellular component: BLOC-3 complex. Gene Ontology annotation, molecular function: guanyl-nucleotide exchange factor activity.